Molecule: messenger RNA, 2138 nt
Organism: Saprolegnia diclina VS20
Lineage: Eukaryota; Oomycota; Saprolegniomycetes; Saprolegniales; Saprolegniaceae
Product: TKL protein kinase
Exons: 11
Coding region: 1-2079 (692 amino acids)
Biological process (GO): protein phosphorylation
Molecular function (GO): protein kinase activity; ATP binding
Source: RefSeq, a predicted model, not a curated record
AUGUUCGCUCUCGCCACCAUCGCUGCGUCGGCCAUCGCGGCUGCCGUCGCGCAGAGCCCAUGUCCGUAUAGCGAGAUUGCAUCCACCAAGAUCUUUGCCUUUGGUUCGCCGUACUGCAGCAGCGCGUCGUCCUACUGCCUCCUCGACAGCACUUGCGCUGUCACCGAAGCGUCGCUCUCGUCCGACUGCCCGAACCCGUGGGAAUCGUCGGGUGCCAACACGCGCGUGCCGUGCGCCGACCGCGUGACCGCCAUCGGCGACAUUCGCGCCUCUGCCCGCGCCACCAACGACAUGCGCUUGGUCGUGCGGCACAGCGAGCUCGUGUCGACCGCCAAGAUGGUGCUGCCCCAAGAGCUCGCCGAGCUGACGUUGCAGUAUGCGUCGUUUCCGCCAGGAGCGACCUUUACGUGGCCCAUCGCGCUCAAAAAGCUAUGGAUCGAAAAAUCGGGCUGGACGCAGUGGCCUGCCAACUUGCCGGCGUCCAUUACGCACUUGCGCGUGCUCGAUCUCAACUUUACGGCAUUGCCUCCGCAGCUGGACAACCUCCAGCACGUGAGUGUCUUUUCCCCGGCGCUGACGCAGCUCGUCGAUUUGGAUUGGUCCAAACUCGCCCACUUGCGUCUCGGGGUGCCAAAAGGAUUCAAGGACGCGUGUGCGCUCACUACAUUUGUCAACGUCACGCUCUCGUCGACGCUGCGCCGCCUCGAUCUCGCGGGCUGUCACUUGACCAAACUGCACUUGAGCCAAGAGUCGUAUGCUGCGAUUGCCAACUUUACUCUCACGCGCAACAACACGGACGCGCGCGACGCCAACGACUUUAAAUCGACCGUCGACGACACGACGAUCGUGUCGGAUCCCGCGGCGUGCGCGGCGGUCGGUGGCGCCCUCACGCCGCUAUGGCCGCAGUUCCAAGAGGUGACGCGCCAGGUCUACACGGUGUGCGUCACGCCCGCGACCGUCGCCGCGUUGCCGCCGGUAUCCGCCGUGGCGACUGCGUCAUCCGACGCCAGCGGCUCUGACGUUGGACUGGCCGUCGGUGCGUCGGUCGGUGGUGUCGCGCUGAUUGGCUUUGUCGCCUUUGCGCUCAUGAAGCGCCGUCGGUCCUUGUCGCCGACGCCGACGCCCAAGACGCCGGACGACAACAACGGCCAUGAGAGCGGAAUACUCGACUCGACGUUUGCGUUCCACACCAACACGGACGCUCCCAUGUCGACCGCCAUGCAAGAAAUUCACUCGCGGAGUCUCGAAGAGCUCGCGCCCAUCAAGCUCGACGACUCGUCGCUGCAGCUCAAGAGUAUUCUCGGCUCCGGCGCGUCGGCGGACGUCUGGUUUGGCUACUACCGCGGCGACGCGGUCGCGAUCAAGCGCUUUGUGCACCGCGACUCGGCCGAUGACACGCAAGCGUUCGUCGACGAGAUCCAGCUGUUGCAACGGCUCGACUCGCCCUACAUUGUGCGCAUGAUUGGUGCGUCGUGGACGCGCCCGACCGACCUCAAGUGCAUUCUCGAAUACAUGGACCAAGGCGACUUGCGCGAGUUCCUCCUCCACCAUACGCCCAUCGAGUUCAACUGGGCGGCCAAGACCCGGAGUCUGUGGGCGCUUGCCAAGGGCAUGGUGUACUUGCAUGCGAACACGAUCAUUCACCGCGACCUCAAGUCGCGCAACGUUCUUCUGGAUUCAAAGAAGGGCACAAAGCUCACCGACUUUGGCGUUGCCCGCGUCGAUGUGCAGGCGACAAUGACCGCCGGUGUCGGGACGUUCCGCUGGAUGGCGCCCGAGGUGCUCAUGUAUGGUCGGUAUUCAGUUGCCGCCGACAUUUACUCGUUCGGAAUGCUGCUCUCCGAGUAUGACACGCACGCGAUUCCAUACGACGACAAGAUCAACCCGACGACGGGCUUGCCGCUGGUGGACACGGCCAUCAUGGCGCGCGUCCUUGAAGGCUCGAUCCAACCGACGUUCUCGGCGAGCUGCCCCGACUGGAUCUACAACAUGGCCAUGGCCUGCCUCAAAUUUGACCCAAACGAUCGCCCCACCGCGACCGAGCUCGUCGACGUUUACAUCGCGCCGCAUCUCACGUAAUGCAAAAGUCGCCUUCUGAUCAAUUAACUUGUAAGAAAGCAUUAGAUUGUCGUUUGAGC